Molecule: messenger RNA, 2511 nt
Organism: Cephus cinctus (wheat stem sawfly)
Lineage: Eukaryota; Metazoa; Arthropoda; Insecta; Hymenoptera; Cephidae
Product: tetratricopeptide repeat protein 39C
Exons: 12
Coding region: 522-2357 (611 amino acids)
Biological process (GO): cilium assembly
Molecular function (GO): protein binding
Source: RefSeq, a predicted model, not a curated record
UUUCAAUGAGAUCCUAGCAUACACGCUAUGCGCAAUAAGCAUGACUUGCGGUAACCCAUUGUUUUGGGAGCUUUCAGUCCCAAGUUGAUUCUAGCAGCUAGAUUCUACAGUAGUACAGUUUACAUUCGUUUAAAUAUUACAUAUACCACCGUUGGAAUACUUUUGUGAUACACUGUAUGCUAACGAUACACGUUCACUUUGAAUUGCAUGGUUACGUACUAAAAUCAAUAUACAGUCGACUCUCCCUUUAACGUACACCUAUCGAAAAGACGUCCUUGUAGAAAAGCUGAAAGACUACAGAAAUGAACGCACCGUACACCAGCUGGGUUGAUCGCGCUGUCCCUGUUAAGUCAGUCGUAUCGUUUGCACAGUGUCUGUUUACUGGCAUCCUUUUUCUCUCGUAACGUAUUGCAAGACGACGGUGCCAUGUGUAAAUAUGCUCACUACCAGCCAUCCAAUAACGGCAGACUUAUAUUUUAACCUGGACCUGAACUCUUCGAGCUCAGGAACCUGUCUGAGACAUGGCAUCAAAACCUCUGGAGACUGACUGGCAAGUCGCGAGACGAGGAAUUUCUCUAUUGCUUAAUGAUAAGAUAGAGGAAGCUGAUCAUCUGUUCGCGGAACGUCCUCACAGCUUUCAUAUAAAAGCUGGACGAUGCUUUGCCUUAUUUAUGAAUGCGAUUAUGACUUUCGAGGACGAGAAACUCCUGGAGGCGACGCAGCUGCUGAAGGAAAUGGAAAAGGAAUGUGCCGGUAACAUUGGCUGGCUGAAAUUAAUGAAGAGUAAAGUUUUAGGGAAGGAACAAACUGGCGAUGAUUUUAUUACCAAACUCGAGCAACAAAUUGUACUGGCGGAUACUCAAGUUUGUGCUGCUAUACUGGCAUUGCUGCAACAGGAAUUCAGUGGUUUUGUAAAAGGCGGCUGGAUGCUACGUAAAGCAUGGAGAGUCUAUCAGCAUACCUACUCACAAAUUUUGAAGCUGUAUAAGCAUACAUUCGGCGAUGGUCCUCUUUCUGAACUCGAAUCGAAUCGCAGCACCCCCUGCAAUGGAUCUUCCUUGAAUCACACACCUCUGAGCUCAUCCUCGGAAUGGUCGAUUUCUUCCUAUAAUGGUUCUUCCAGCAGUACUGCUGCAUCCUCGCCGUCAGGUCUGCGAAGCUCUCUAUCAAUGUUCCUCUCGCUCACUGGCAUCACAUCUGAACAACAGACACCUUUCGUUAAAUCAACUGAGGUGACACGAUUGAUGGCUGCUGUCAGUUUUGGAUAUGGAAUUUUUCAACUGUGCGUCAGUUUACUUCCACCUUCGUUCUUGAAACUCACCCACGUCUUGGGCUUCAAAGGCGACAGCAGCGCCGCCCUUGCGGCACUAAUGUAUGCAAGACUUAGCAAGGAUAUGAGAGCACCACUGGCUACGUUCAGCUUGCUGUCGUAUUAUACAUUUGUGAGACCAUUUUUCUCGCUAGAAGGUUCGAAGAUAAUUACGGAUGUCAAAGCAGCCGAACAACUUCUUGACGAGGUGCGGUUGGAAUUUCAAAAUUCCGCACUUUUUUUCUUUUUCAUGGGUCGAGUAGAACGGCUCAAGUCCAAUUUGAAUGCAGCCUUACUCAUGUACGGAUCAGCCGUCGAGGUUUCUAGUCAACGUGAAAUAAAAAUGCUCUGUCUUCAUGAGGUCGCCUGGUGUCAUCUUAUUUCUUUGAAUUAUAAGGAAGCACAAGAAUCCUUGAUACAAUUGCAAAAACAGUCACGCUGGUCCAAAAGCUUCUAUGCCUAUCUUGCAGCAGUCUGUUCCGGAUCCGAUGGGAAUUUCAAUGAACUCUUAUCCAUCUAUCGUGAAUUAACGAAUCUCAUAGCCAGAACAUCAAUGGAUACCCAACUUGGCUUAUUCGUCUGUCGAAGAGUUCCAAAACUUGUCGAUCGAAAUACUGGCCAACCGCAUUUGAUAUCCUAUUAUAAAUUACUCGUGUACGAGUUACUUUAUCUCUGGAACGCAAUACCGUCCUGUACCACAGAAGCCCUUGAAAAUAUUUUAACUGAAUGGUCUCAGGAACCACUUGAGGAACCAAUGCUGGGUCUAAAAGAUCUUAUAGAAGGGGUCAUAUAUUCUCAUCUUGGAGAACAAAGCGGCUGUAUGAAAUGUUUUAGGAAUUGUUUGAGACGACGCAAUUCCAUAAGAGAUAAUUGCGACGAGCAUAUUACCGUUCAUGCAAUGUACGAACUGGCCGUUCUUCUUUGUAAAUCAUACAAUGUUGAAGAAGGAAGAGGUCUGCUACAAAGAGCUCAGUCGCAAUUUAAGGAUUAUGACUUUGAAAGUCGUAUAAACGUGCGAAUACAUGCUGCCCUUAGAAAAUAUAACUGAAGAAAAUUUUGGAUAGUUUUGAGCAUAAGAAAAAAACAACGUUAUUCUUGUAAUUUUAACGAAAAAGCACUUGAUAAGAUAAACCAAACGUCCCUAUGUAGCGCAAUACUAUAGUAAAGAUAAGAGCUGUAGAUUAAUUAUUGAUUGAGAGGUA